AUGACUGAGAUUUUGGAUAGGGAGCACCUGAUCCUAGAUCAGCAGUCCUACUCUGACAUGCUUGACAUUGAUGAGUGUCUGAACAAAACCGUGUGUGGUCCCAAUGCCAACUGUACCAACUCUUAUGCAGCAUACAGCUGUACCUGCCUCUUUGGCUACCUGCUCACCAGCCCAGAUGCCAUACCCAGCCCCUUAAACCCAUGCCUAGACAUAGAUGAGUGUGCUAACACCCCUGGUCUAUGUGGUCUCCACUCUGUGUGUACCAAUGCACCAGGGACCUUCCACUGUUCCUGUGUGGAAGGAUACUUCUCCUCCACUGGAGUACUGUGGGAAACUGACGUCACUGUGUGUGAAAGUGUUGAUGACGUUCUAGCCGCCAUAGUUCCCCCAGAGGGCCAGUCUAAGGAGAUGUACUUCCUCAACCAGAUGAACCAACAGCUGAUGGAGAACCCUGACAUCGUCCUACCAGAGGGGGUCAGUACAGCAACCUUUACAUCUGGUGUUGGAAGCAUCUCAGCGCAGCAGGCCAGUACAGGCCAGGUGUGGAGUGGGCCUGGAAAGGAUGGCGGGGAGUCUGGCAGUGUGGUCCUGAAGAUCUCAGAGCUCCUGGUGAAUGCCUUAGUGGACCCUUCUCAGGGCCGGGUCAACAAAACCAUACACACACCUGAGCUGGACAUUAGUCUGCAGGUAAUCGAGGCCAACAGUACAGACACCUCUUCCCUCUCAGCCAGGGGAAACACCAUGGACAUCAACCUAAAGGCUCUGGCCAGAAACAAUAAUGGUACAGCAUCAGCAGUAUUCCUGACAGUCAGUGGGAUGGAGAGCCUUCUGGGUGCUAGCUUCUUGCAGACAGAAAACCACACAGAGAUGUUGUCUGAUGUCAUCACCGCCACACUGCCCAAGAUCAACCACACCCAGCUCUCUGAGCCUGUCAACUUCACCAUGAGCCACAAGAGGAUUGCAGCAGCCACUACUCUUAAACCUUUGGAUGCUGUUCUUUAA
This is a messenger RNA of Salmo salar (Atlantic salmon), 1002 nucleotides long. The record is from RefSeq and is a predicted model, not a curated record. Lineage: Eukaryota; Metazoa; Chordata; Actinopteri; Salmoniformes; Salmonidae.